AGUUCUGUUCGAUAAUUUCGUAAAAAGAAAAUUUUUAGGUUAGUUACGUCACUUGCGUGAUAAUGGCAGCCGAGUUGUGGAUGAUUUUUGUUGUUGUCAGUUGAAAUGGAACAAUUACAGGAUUAACAAUUGUUAUGAGACAUGAGAGUGUAUAAAGCAGGAAUUAAAAGAAAAUGAAGUCUGACAAUUUUAUCUAAAAGGAAUCAACGAUUUAAAGACACUGGAAAUUGACCCACAUUUCGUUAUCAAUUGUGACGUUGACAUUUGACAGGUGGUUACUGACAUCCACCUUUAAUUCUUAUCAAUAAAGAAAAAAGCUGCACUAUGUUCGCUAGUUUAAAGAAUAAAAUACGAGAAGAAAUUGGAAGUGACGUCUCUACAGUUGUCAGAAAUGCAGGAAGUGUUCGUGGAAUUAAUUCCAAACUUUUAUCCCAGACAGGAUCAACCAGUAGUGUUAGUGGAUCUCAAAUAUCUCUAGACGAUUCUCGAGAUGAAAAUCCAAUCUCGUCUUCGCCUCCGAUAUCAUUAAAACGAGAAAAUAGUUUUGAUUUUAAAUUAACCGAUGGCACACAACUAUCUACUAAAGAUAUUAAAAGAUUCGAGAAUAGAGAAGAUGAAUGGCGACGGAGACUUCAGAAAAAGGAAACUGAAUUGCUCAAACGAAUGGAAAAACGAGAUGAAGAGUGGAAAAUAAAGAUACUCGAGAAAGAAAAAGAAUGGAAGAAAAUAGUUGAUAAACAAGAAAAAGAAAAAGCAAAAAUUGAGGAAGACAAAUUAAAAGCAGAAAAUGCAAGGCGUUCAUUGGAAUUGGCAUUAACCGAGGCAGAAGAAUACAAAAAGAAAUUGUACUCUUUUCAAGAAGAUGCAGAACAAUUAGAAGGUUUUCAAACUCAAGAAAUGGCCAAAAUCAAGCAUCUACUUUUAGCCAAAGAACAAGAAGUGGAGGAGAAGUCACAUCAUUUAAAAUCCGCUUUGACUGAAAUGGAUAAUUUAAAAACAGAAGUUUCCCGUCUGCGAAGAUAUGAAGACGAGCUAAAUAAUGUUCAAGAUGAAAUGGAAACAUUGCGACAUUCAACACAAAGAGAGAAAGCACAACUCUCGAGUCAAUUGGCACAAACCGAGGAAGAGGUACGACAUUUGAAGGAUAAAGUUUUCGUUUUAGAGCAACGUGUGGCCUUAGAUUCAAAUGAUCAAUUAACAGUUGAUGAACGAAUAGCUAAUCUCAUGAGGGAGAGGACAUUACUUGAGAGAAAAUUGGAAGAGGCACAUCUUCAUUUGUCUGAUAUUAAAACAAGUUGGUCGGGAAAAAUUUCAAGUCUUGAAACACAAGUUGGUAGACUAAGUAGACAGGCAGGUGAAGAGGGUCUUGAGAGGAGGCGUGUCGAAGAGGAAAAGGAGAAAUUGAAGAAAAAAAUUAAACAACUCGAGGCCGAAAUUGAGGUGAACAAUGUGGUAAUGGCGACGAAAGACGCCAAGCUUUUGCGCAUGGCCGAGGACAUCGACGAGAUGGCCACGGAACUAAAAGAGCUCCGGGCCAACGUCGAUGAUGAGGUCGAAGAAUUUAAACAACAAAUUGAAACAUCGUCAAUGGAAAUAAAGGAACUCAAGUCACAAAAAGAAGAAAUUACGACAAAAUUUGAAUCAGCGAAUUCUGAAUUGUCGCACCUGCGAUUAUCGUUAGAAGGUGAACGGACAAAUAAUUCGUCAUUACAUUUAGAAUUAGCUCGUCUUAGGGAAAAUGUCGAAACUGAGAAGACAUCGUCGGCAACUCUUCGCGUGUGUUUAGAAAAAGAACGAAACGAAAAGGAUUCGGCUUUAUUGAGAAUUGCUCGAAUUUCGCAGGAAAUGCAAUUAGUCCAACAAGACAGUGGACAACAGGAAACGGAAAAUGUCGAACUUCACAGUAAACUUGAGAAAUUGGAAAAAAUUUUGAAAACCAAAGAAAAAGAUAUUGAGGAAUCUUUGAAAAAACAUGAAGAAACUUAUAUGAGAAUUCAAGAAUUAGAGAAUGCUGAACAAUCCAGGGAAAGAUUAGAAGGAAACGAAAAAGUUCUUAAAACUAGUCUUUCAGAUAUGGAGGAACAAUUGCAAGAAAAAACCAAGACAAUCAAGGUUUUGCAACAACGAUUGGCUGAUAUGAAAAAAACUCUUCAACGAGAAUUAAGGGUGCCAUCAUCAUCAUUAGACAGUGAUGCUGAAUCUUCCGUGGCAGUAUUGAGUCCUAGUUCAUCUAAAACAGUCACUGCUAAACAAAGUAAUUCCAGAGAAGACGAUGUCAACUUUAAAUAUUUGAAACACGUCCUUAUCAAAUUUCUAACCAGCAGAGAAUAUGAAGCUCUCCAUUUAACAAGGGCGGUAGCGACACUUCUUCAUUUUUCGCCAGAGGAAGAAAGAUUAUUGCAAGAAACUUUAGAAUGGAAAAUGUCUUGGUUUGGUACAAGGCCAAAUUUGGGUUUUGGACAAACAGCAAAAGCCAUUCCACCAAGUUGAUAAGUAAUCAACUUUUUAGAUAGUGAAAAUUUUCAAAAUAAUUUGAUAAGUAAUUGAUGAAAAUGAGUCUUACAAAUACCAAAGCAAAUUUACAUACAAUUAGAAUUUCCCAAGAACAGAAAAAAUUUUCUCUAUAAUAAUAGAAAUUUUGAAUUUUAGCUUUUUUAAAAAACAAUACCAUAACUAGAAUUUUUCAUACAUGCUUUAUAAAGGCUCGUCGAAUCUUAUUUACGACAAUUUAAAUAACGAACAAUAAAUUUUCUAAAUAUUUCAAAUGUGACCCAAUUUUUCCAUAAUUUUUAUCGGUAUAAAAGCACAAAAGCACGAAAAGUGCUAUUUGUUGUUGUAUAUCUAUUUUCAAUGUAAUAUUUAAGACUUAUUAAAAAGUAAUUGAAGGGAACUGACACUUAAUAUAUUUAUAAAAUACAUGGAGAUAAUGUAAAAAAAAAUAACUAGCGAUUUAUUGUAGUGCAAUUUUUUUAAAAUGUUUCUUGUAAAAGGAUUUUUUAAUUUUUUCGAACAAAAAAAAAAAAAAAAAACAAGUGAUUUUAGUUUGUUAUAUACAAGUAGAUGGAAGUGUGUGGUAUUGUUUUAUAUUGCAGUCUGUGUAGAAUUGAAUUUAGACUCAUUAAUAUUUAAGAAUAUCGCAAAUCUCAAAAAAAAGAAAAAAACAAAUAAGUAUUAAGUCGCGCUAGUACAAUUAGGUUACAGAAAUUAAUUAGUGCAUUAUGGUAUCAGAAAUGUUCUGCCAUUUAUAUAUCAAUUUAGUAGAAAACUGAUAGAGGAUGACAGUGAAUUGAAUAAUGAGACACGUUGAUCGUGCCUCUUUUUGAAAAAGGUAUAAAAAAUUGUGCCUAAUCAAAUCGUCAUGCUACAUAAUAAUUAAAAUUAAUCAAUUCUUAAAUUGUAUAUUAUCGAUUAUUAAAAAUAUCCUUAACUUAUAAUAA
Molecule: messenger RNA, 3437 nt
Organism: Leptopilina boulardi
Lineage: Eukaryota; Metazoa; Arthropoda; Insecta; Hymenoptera; Figitidae
Product: golgin subfamily A member 1-like
Exons: 8
Coding region: 325-2490 (721 amino acids)
Cellular component (GO): Golgi apparatus
Source: RefSeq, a predicted model, not a curated record